Molecule: messenger RNA, 3929 nt
Organism: Protopterus annectens (West African lungfish)
Lineage: Eukaryota; Metazoa; Chordata; Ceratodontiformes; Protopteridae
Gene: MDK
Product: midkine
Exons: 6
Coding region: 174-635 (153 amino acids)
Molecular function (GO): growth factor activity
Source: RefSeq, a predicted model, not a curated record
AGAGAGAGAGAGAGAGAGAGAGAGAGACAGAAACAGACUGGAAGUGUAGAUAAAACAGAGAGGAUAACACUCAGGAGGCAAGUUAGGAGUUCUGUGAAUCUACCUACCAACUGCAGAGGCAAAGGAUACAUUUUUUAAUUUCAAAUUAUACUCUUCCAGACCCAGUACUCAGAAUGUUGGAACAUACAUUGCAUUGCCCAUUUUUGCCAACGUUUAGAAUGCAGCUGCAUGGGUUUUUUGUCCUGCUGCUGGUUGUCUUGAUGGCAGUUACCCUAGAGGCUGGCAAGCCUAAGAAAGAGAAAGGUAAGAAAGGCACUUCAGCAUGUGAAGAUUGGACAUGGCAGCGUUGUUUGCCAACCACAGGUGACUGCGGUAUUGGAUCCCGUUCAGGAACGUGCAAGGAGGAAACUAAGAAGAUGAAAUGCAAUGUCCCUUGCAACUGGAAGAAGGAAUUUGGAGCUGACUGCAAAUAUAAAUUUGGAGGCUGGGAUAAGUGUGACCAGACCACUGGUUUGAAGAGUCGCUCGGGCACCUUGAAGAAAGACCCCUAUAAUGUGCAGUGUCUGAAGACCAUCUCUGUUACAAAACCAUGUAACACCAAGGAGAAGACAAAAGGCAAAAAAUCCCGGCAUUAGAGAAGCCUGUUCCUUUUCUACCUGCUGUUUUUCCUUCUCAAGCCUGCUUGGAUGUGCAGCACAAACUUCUGCCCUGUCCUUUUAGCCAAAUGAUACCUUACUAUGUUUUUUAACCAAGAUGUAUUUUGUAAUCACUAAUUUGUAGUAAAUGAGCUGAAAAUUAUUAAAUUUUUACCUGUUCUGUUAUUUUGUACAAUCUUGUUUUCUCUUUUAAUGUUUUUUAAUAUCUUGUUUUUCUUUUUAAACUUACAGAAGUAUAUUCUUGAAAUCAUGUAUUUUUGCAGCAUGCUACCUAUUAUCUUUGCAGAGAUGUUUCAAAGAGCAAAAGUGGCUUUGUAGCAUUCUUUUUUUUGGGGGGAUGAUUUUGGUGCGAGAUUGUCCAAUGCCGCUAAUCAAAUUCUACACAUGCCAGGCUAAUAUAUGGGGGGGGGGGGGGUUGAGAAAGUUAAGUAGUGAUAAAUCUUGUUUCAGUACUGAAUCCUUAACCUUUUUUUUUAAGGAGUUUUAGAAUGGAGUCUGCUGUCUAUCACUAACUGUGAACUGCCUUUAAUAGUUUUUAAAGCAAAGCAGACCUGCUUAAAAGCACAGACAUCAUCUUUUACUAUCUUGUGCCUACAGAUAUAUGCCUGUGACUUUCAUUCAGAAACAGUAUAUGUUCAGUUUUUGUCAAUUUCUUCCCCAUUAGAUUCUCUACUUUUGACAUAAUAUUCUUUUUCUGUAUAAAACCUCCUAUGCCGCGUGCCAGUCUAGCAGCUAUAAAAUGUUAAACAAGUUGAAAAUACUUUCCCCUACAUUUCUUCAAGUUACAACAGGAUGAAGAUUACGCCUUUCAACUUUUAGGUUGGGUAUUUUUACAUGGGGCAAGUCCCCUGCACCCUCUAGUGGAGGACUUUGCAUGUACAUCCAUUUCUGUUGUGGAAGAAAGCGAAAACGCCACACCUAGUGAAUUACUGCUGAUGUGCAAGCCCAGAUCACACAUCACUGAUUGUCUACAGGAAAUGGCAAUUAGCAAUUCCAUCACUGACUUUCAAAAAAAACUGAAAAGUUGAAAUGUCAUUCAGCUACAACUCAACAAAAUUAGGGUAAUGCAUGAACGUAUGUACCAUAUGACCUAAAUACUAAUAGAUUUUUUUAAGUUAUCACCUGCUAUAAUCUGGUUAUAAUGAAUCAAUAGUAUGAAUUUUUAAGAUGGUUUGAGGAUUUGUUAUAACAUGUCUAAACCUGGACAUCCCUCCACCACCAUUUACACACUUAUGACCACUAUAAUUAUGGAAACCUCAUUUCAAACCGAAAUAUUCAAGAAAAUGCUUAGCAGUGUUUCAUAUUCAUAGGUAUAUGCUGUUAAGACACUGCAAAAAAUUGCACACUUGGUACUUGCAAAAAAAAAUGAAAUCAUUUGAAGUUUAAGAAACCCUAAAUAAGGAGGAUAGCUGGGCUUGUGGUGUGUGUAACCUGUUUUUUUACUGGAUGUACCAUUUGAAGUAAUGAACCAGGGUGCAAUUACUUGAGCAUGGCCAUGGUAUGCACAUACUCUUAACUUACAGAGAUUUUGAAUGUUUAAGACUGUGUGUCUUGUCCUUUACUCGGAACAUGAAAGAAUUCUUCUCCAACAGAUACAUUUUUGGUAAACCGGGCAUACUUGGCAGCAUUUGAUUAGUACAAAACUUUUUUGUAGGUUGAUUAAAAGUAAUGACUGUCAGUGACAGUAGAAAAGGACUACUUGGCCCAACAAGAAUGCUCAUCAAGUUUCUUAUAAAUGGAGGAAUAAGCUUUGUUUUAUUUUCAUAUAAAUAAAACUUACUAUAACUUGUUUUUCUUUAGACUAAAUGUAAGCUGUGAGAUCCCUGUUUUUACAAAUGUUUAUAUGUCCUGUUCUUGAAUAGGCAUAUAUUCAUUAAUUACAUUGUAAUUACUUAAUUACUCAUUUGGCUUCCAAACUAUGUUUCAUUUCAUAUUAUAAAAUAGGAGAAUAUUUUAUUUUUGUAUGUCAAUACAUGCCCACUAACAAGAGAAAACUGCAAUUCAGAGUAGUCGACUUUUUCUCCAUUACUUGCAGCAAGUUGUAUUUUUGUAGCUACUUAACAGAUACCAUAGGUGAUAAUUGUGUGGGUUGUGUAUUAUCCCUGUGAUUAGGGGAGGAAGGUUGAGGAUGUCAUAUAUAUAUAUAGCCAGGUAAUACCUCAUAAGUAGUCAAGGUGUAAAAGCACAUUUUUAAGGGAGUAACAUUUUUCCGGCUGAAAGUCAGUAUUUAAGCACAAACGGAACUAAAACGUGUGGAAAUUUAGUUAGCAAUGACUGUAGUUUAAAGUGAUGGUGUCAUAUUGCUAACAGUUCGUAGUUGCCUAGAAAGUGACUUUUAGGAUAUAUGUGACAUCCUUAAGUACAGCUACAGAUUAAAGGGCAGUUGCAGUAAGAAGAGGCAGAGGUGUAUCAGUUUGUUGCACAGUCAGAAGUUUCUGAUUUUCCUUUUUCAAGAAAGAUUGGUGUGGCUUAUUAUGAUGAGAAUUGCAAAAAAAAUGGCAUGAUAGACAACCUUCUAGAAAUAGUCUGUGUUUUAAAAAUGAGAAGAGAUGAAGCCGUACGUGAGUGCUUUUUGUUUUUUCUUUCACCUUUCUUAUAGUAUCAUUCAUACAUGUUUUCUGUUUUUUGAUAUGACUACAUGUAAGCUGGGUAGAACAGUCAUGACUUAAGUAAACUCACUCACUCCCUUAUUAACUUUUUAACACCCUUUCCAUCUAUGCUAAACCCAGGAGCAAUAGGAAUGUGCACCAUUGAAUGACUGUUUCAGAUAACAUACUGAUAUUUGAAUAAUUUUCCUCCGAACUGCAGGGUAUGUAUUUUGAAACAGUAAAAAAAUUCCCGGGCUUGGUGGCAGUUUAAGACUUACAUUUUUUUGUGCGAUCUAAGUACUGAGCUUUCCCUUCAGCUAGGAAAAUUAGGGAUGGAAUCCUUUCUUUUUAUAUUUAUUUUUUUAAUCAAGGAUGAAUCUCAUUAAACAAAAAGCUAUUGGUAGAGAACACACCUGCUUUCUGUAAAGAGAAUGGAUCAGUCUUUGUGCUACUUGAAAGCCUCAUGUUGUCUUUUUUUCUGGGUAUUUUUUGUUGCAGAAUCCUGUUCUUUAUAUUGUUUUUGGAUUGUGGUUGGGCAUGCCCCCUUCCCUGACUGUUAUGAAGAACAGAAUAUGAGAAAAUAAUCAAUGAAUGGAUCUGACACUUCAUAAUCAUCUAUAGGUACCAACUGAUGAAGGGUACUGGGGGGCAAUUUAUCUGGCAAUAAAGAAUUGUUUAAAAAUAA